AGCGAGAAGCGAGCGACUCCGUGCCAGUGGAAUAGAUAGAUUCGCGCUGCCCUUUAAGUUUCCUUACACGACCAGACGCAUAAAAUUGAACUCCGGCCAGAAUGGCAGCGACAUUGCGAAGAUUCAAUGGCUUGAGAUUGCUAAAAUCUACGCCAGCUUUGAAUCUGCAACAGGCCAAGAACCUGUCCUCCGCUUCAAGCUGGGCAAGCAACAACAAAAAGCUGAUCGGUGCCAUCGGCGCUGUUACCGGCGGCGUUGGUGCUCUGUUGUUUGCUCUGGAGCAAUCGGUGGAGGCUUCUGGCACUGAAGUGCACGCACCCGCUCAGCCCUGGUCCCAUAGGGGUCUGUUCUCCUCGCUGGAUCACCAGAGCAUUCGUCGCGGCUAUGAGGUGUACAAGCAGGUGUGCUCUGCUUGCCACUCGAUGCAAUAUAUUGCCUACCGCAAUCUGGUUGGCGUCAGCCAUACCGAAGAACAGGCCAAGGCCGAGGCUGAGCAGAUCACGGUGAGAGACGGUCCCGAUGAUACCGGCAACUACUUUGACCGUCCCGGCAAGCUGUCGGACUACUUCCCAUCGCCGUAUCCCAAUGAGGAAGCGGCUCGUGCUGCCAACAACGGUGCUUAUCCACCAGAUUUGAGCUACAUCGUUUCGGCUCGCAAGGGUGGCGAGGAUUACAUCUUUUCGCUAUUAACUGGCUACCAUGAUGCGCCAGCUGGCGUCGUGCUACGCGAGGGCCAGUACUUCAAUCCGUACUUCCCUGGCGGUGCCAUAUCCAUGGCCCAGGUCUUGUACAAUGAGGUAAUUGAGUAUGAGGAUGGCACACCACCAACACAAAGUCAAUUGGCCAAGGAUGUGGCCACGUUCCUCAAGUGGACAUCGGAGCCGGAGCACGAUGAGCGCAAGCAGCUGCUGAUCAAGGUGAUUGGCAUUCUUGGCUUCCUGACUGCCAUCUCGUAUUACAUUAAGCGGCACAAGUGGUCCGCGCUCAAGUCCCGAAAGAUCGUCUUUGUGCCCAAGGAGAAGUAGAGAAUUGUUUGAAUUUGAUUUGGCGUGAAGAACUGCAGUGUUAAUGCGACUUUAUCGACUAAUAAAAAAUAAAUCAAGUUUAAGCAUAAA
Molecule: messenger RNA, 1115 nt
Organism: Drosophila arizonae
Lineage: Eukaryota; Metazoa; Arthropoda; Insecta; Diptera; Drosophilidae
Gene: Cyt-c1
Product: Cytochrome c1
Biological process (GO): mitochondrial electron transport, ubiquinol to cytochrome c
Cellular component (GO): respiratory chain complex III
Molecular function (GO): electron transfer activity; heme binding
Source: RefSeq, a predicted model, not a curated record